CGCUCGGCGGCAACGCAGCUCGCCCGCACCGACAAUGCUUUGAAGGCACCGGAGGCUCGUCUGCGGUGAUUGGAGAGAAAAGGGACAACCUCGUCCUCCUCAAACAUCGAGCGAGGUCGAGGGGUUGGGGGGGACCAGCAGGCAGAAAAGCGGCAAGGACGACAAGAAGGCGGUGGACUUUUUUUUAUUUUAUUUUUAUUUUAAAUGUUUUAAAAAAAACCUUAAAGCGAGCCGGGAGUGGUUUUCAUCGUCCGCACUUCGUUGUAGAAAGUAACUGACCCCCCCCAGCAGCAUUCGUCAUGUCAUCGUCCGGUAAAGACAACAGCGGAGCCCCGCAUGCCAAUUACGUGGGACCGUACCGUUUGGAGAAGACGCUGGGCAAAGGACAAACAGGAUUGGUCAAGCUCGGAGUUCAUUGUGUAACAUGCCAGAAAGUUGCCAUAAAGAUUGUCAACCGGGAGAAACUCAGCGAGUCAGUACUCAUGAAGGUGGAGCGAGAAAUAGCCAUUCUGAAGCUCAUAGAACACCCGCAUGUUUUAAAGCUACAUGACGUCUAUGAAAAUAAAAAAUACUUGUACCUUGUACUAGAACUUGUGUCCGGUGGGGAAUUGUUUGACUACCUGGUGAAGAAAGGCAGACUAACACCUAAAGAGGCCAGGAAAUUCUUCAGACAAAUCAUGUCUGCUCUGGAUUUUUGUCACAGUCAUUCCAUAUGCCACAGAGACCUGAAGCCGGAGAACCUGCUGCUCGAUGAGAAGAACAACAUCAGGAUAGCAGACUUCGGUAUGGCUUCUCUUCAGGUUGGAGAUAGUCUGUUGGAAACCAGCUGCGGAUCUCCACAUUAUGCCUGUCCAGAGGUCAUCAGGGGGGAGAAAUACGACGGGAGGAAAGCGGACGUCUGGAGCUGUGGGGUCAUUCUUUUCGCCCUAUUGGUGGGUGCUCUGCCUUUUGAUGACGACAACCUGAGGAAUCUGCUAGAGAAAGUAAAGUUAGGAGUGUUUCACAUGCCCCACUUCAUCCCUCCAGACUGUCAGAACUUACUGCGGGGCAUGAUAGAAGUAGAUGCCUCCAAAAGACUAAAGCUAGAACAGAUCCAGAAGCACACAUGGUACAUAGGGGGUAAGAACGAGCCGGAACCUGAGCAGCCCGUGCCGAGGAAGGUGACCAUCCGCAGCCUCCCGUCUGCAGACGACAUCGACCCAGACGUCCUGGACAGCAUGCACUCUCUUGGCUGCUUCAGAGACAAGAACAAGCUGCAGAAAGACUUGCUCUCAGAUGAUGACAACCAAGAAAAGAUGAUCUACUUCCUGUUACUGGACCGUAAGGAGAGGUACCCCAGUCAAGAGGACCAGAACCUUCCUCCUCGCAAUGAGAUAGAUCCCCCCAAGAAGCGGGUUGACUCUCCCAUGUUGAACCGACAUGGAAAGCGGAGACCGGAGAGGAAGUCCAUGGAAGUCCUCAGUGUCACAGACGGAGGCUCGCCUGUGCCGGCCAGGAGAGCCAUCGACAUGACACAGCACGGCCAACGGUCACGGUCCAUCAGCGGAGCUUCUUCAGGCCUCACAACCAGCCCGCUCAGCAGCCCGCGGCCAGUUAGAAAGUUUAGUGUUCCACCUCAAAUCCCCGAUUUGCCGCAGUCUACAAACACCAGCCCCUGUCCUUCCCCCGAGCCAAUUCCAAAUCGCACAGGCCCACGGAUCUCCACGCCGAACUCACUCGCCCCGAGCGCCGAGGCCGUUUUGGCCGCUCUUAACAAGACACAAACUCUCCCGACCAAGCCCAAAGUUGCCCCUAAGGCUCUUCAAGCCACAAGAUCCAACCCGCUCCCUGAAGCUUCAUUAGAUGCAACAACCUCGCCGGAGUCUUUAGCUCCGUCCCAGAUCUCGUCACACCCCGCAUCCAUCUCUAUGCCCCCCACGCCAACCUCCCCGCUAUCGCCAACCUCUCCGAGCCCCGUUGCUUCCAUCUUAAACACCCCCCAAGUGAGGCGCUCCCAUUUCGCUGCCAACCCCCAACUCUCUGUGCCCUUCAGCCCAGCGGUGCCUCCCUCCUCAAUCCGUCUGCACCACUUUCACCCAGUCACACCCACGCCUUCUUCAUAUGCUGACCACCCACCUAAAUCUAUCCCCCUCAUACAGGUUACACCCCACCCCUCCCCUAGAGGUAGCCCCCUACCGACCCCCAAGGGCACCCCGGUGCACACGCCCAAGGACAGCCCGGCCGGAACUCCCAGCCCGACGCCGCCCCCCAGCCCCUCCAUUGGCGGCAUGCCAUGGAGGACGCGCCUCAAUUCCAUCAAGAACAGUUUCCUGGGUUCCCCACGCUUCCACCGCAGGAAACUCCAAGUUCCCACGCAAGAUGAGAUGUCGAGUCUCACUCCAGAGUCUUCCCCAGAACUUGCCAAAAAAUCCUGGUUUGGUAACUUUAUCAACCUGGAAAAGGAGGAGCAGAUCUUCAUUGUCAUCAGGGACAAACCUCUCAGCUCCAUCAAGGCCGACAUUGUUCAAGCAUUUCUCUCGAUCCCAAGCCUGAGCCACAGCGUCAUUUCGCAGACCAGUUUCCGAGCGGAGUACAAGUCCACAGCUGGUCCGACAGUCUUCCAGAAGCCGGUCAAAUUCCAGGUGGACAUCACCUACACGGAGAGCACAGCUGCCACCAAGGAGAACGGCAUCUACUCCGUCACCUUCACCCUGCUCUCAGGACCCAGCCGACGCUUCAAGCGAGUAGUGGAGACCAUCCAGAGCCAGUUGUUAAGCACACAUGACCAGCCUGGAGUCCAGCAGCUGUCUGGACUCAUCCAGAAAACCUAUUAAGUUCCAUCCCCGCUCUGUCCCUGCUUCACCGUCCUCCCCCCAAUUGCCAUGAGAGAGACCAUGCUUUUUGAGCUUUGGGUUACCAUGGAAACGGACGUCUACCUUCAUCGUCAACCUCUCCUUUUCACCCCCACUGUAGAAGUAGAUGAAAAUACCUUUGGUGUGUCCCCCCCCUUCCCGAUACUCUUGCACCCGCCCCCCCAAAAAAACAGGCGCCUUUGCCUCGAGGAGCAUUUUGUCCAACAUAUGCACACAACGAUGUGGGAUGUCUUACCAACUACGUGACGGAGCAGGAGACGUGCGGACGCUGGAUUGUACUUUUCUUUUUAAAAGGUGUGACUUGAGGCGAAAUAACGCUACUGCUGCAAACGAACUGUGACCCGAGAGACGCGGGGGAGGGAAGGAACCUUGCUAACCUGGCAAAAUAGGGUAACGGAUGAUGUAAUCUGUUGUACAGACUUGUUUCUUAUGUACAAAGUCAAAGAAUUGUCUAGUUGUGACACAAUGUUUAGAUACCGUCUAGGGAAGUCAUGUGUAUUUUUGAUCGAUCCAAACCAUUGAUUUGUCCAUUGAUGACCUCUCACUUACCAGCAGUAGGAGUAGAAGAACAAAGCAACAAAAAAAUGUGAUCAAUGCACUCGUGCUUAUUUUUCUAUUUCUUCCCCCCGACCUUAUUUAUUCAUCUGUGUCAUGUCCUCAUUUAUUAACACUUGACUAUUUAUAUGAACAAAGCUGUUAGCUCAGUUGAAUGUUAUUUAUUAUUAUUAUUAUUAUUAUUAAUAAUAACCUUUUGUGUGUUGGAAAAUGGGGCGUUGUUACAAGAAGAACUUUUCUUUUGGUCUAAUUUUAGCUGAAUGAUCCGUCUUUUUCCUUGACGAAGAGAGGAAAGACAACUUGUAUUUACAAAAAAAAAGAACAAUUCCAGUGAUUUAAGAAUGUAGACUUAGCCUCUUUUUGGAGAGAAGGAAUGCUCUUUUAUCGCUAUUUGUGCGUUUCAUAUUGUUUGCAACAGCCGGGCCUGAGAUUGAGCUCAACAUGGAUCCAUGGUUGUAAAUAGACCAUUUCAAAAAAAAAAAAAAAAACAACAACAACACGGUUGGUUGUUUUCUUCCCAUGCUGGAGAUUCUUGCUCUCUGCUUUAGCUCGUGUUGUCGUCUGCAUGUCCAACACCAGCUUUUCUUUGCAUGGCUUUGGUGUUAAUGUUCCACGCUGGUCUCGCCUCUAAACGACCUUUUUAUGUUCUACUUUCUACCUGAAAUUCCUAACCUCUUUUGUUUUGGUGUUUUUUCUUCCCCUGUUCAUUUUCAAAUCUUUGCACCUGCUUCUCCUUUUAUCUCUUGUCGUGUGGCCAGAAGACACUGGGAGAGGACGUCAAUACUAACAAACUCAAAAGCAAUAGAAUAAUGUUCACUCUCCUUUUUGUUUUGGACGCACGGGAAAGCAAGCAGCCGAUCGACUCAGCAGGAAGUAAACAGAUGAUGUAAUAAUCCCCGUAUAACGUAACUACUGUGAGCAUCCUCAGUGCUGAAACAAAUAAACUCAUUCCGAUACUGUC
Nerophis ophidion (straightnose pipefish) is the source of this 4368-nucleotide messenger RNA. Its product is annotated as serine/threonine-protein kinase BRSK2. The coding region runs from base 300 to 2813 and encodes 837 amino acids. Lineage: Eukaryota; Metazoa; Chordata; Actinopteri; Syngnathiformes; Syngnathidae. The record is from RefSeq and is a predicted model, not a curated record. Gene Ontology annotation, molecular function: protein serine/threonine kinase activity; ATP binding; tau-protein kinase activity. Gene Ontology annotation, biological process: microtubule cytoskeleton organization; protein phosphorylation; intracellular signal transduction. Gene Ontology annotation, cellular component: cytoplasm. The transcript is spliced from 19 exons.